This is a messenger RNA of Oreochromis niloticus (Nile tilapia), 2064 nucleotides long. RefSeq names its product GTPase IMAP family member 7. Bases 634 to 1488 code for a protein of 284 amino acids. NCBI's taxonomy places the organism in Eukaryota, Metazoa, Chordata, Actinopteri, Cichliformes, Cichlidae. Gene Ontology annotation, molecular function: GTP binding. The record is from RefSeq and is a predicted model, not a curated record. The transcript is spliced from 3 exons.
CUGACAGCAGAUUUUGUUCAUCUCACAGGCUCCUACAUCUGCUUGAAUGUGCUUUUAAGACCAGGCAAACGAUCAAUAUCAGAUGACCCGAUUGAUGUGACGUAAAGGAAGCUUAUAAAAACUGUGACAGAGCUUUGCUGCAGAAACACAGAGCUCUGCCAAAGAGGAGGGCUGAAAGACGUCACGGAGCUGAGAGCAGAACAUCAGCAGAGACAAAGAUUAUCUGCCUGUAAAAGACGAACAUGGACAGCAAUCCUGCUUCACCCUGAAGAAACCUCCAUCAGAAGCAGGCUCAGGGAGGGGCGGCCAUGUGCCGUGAGCGGUUGGAGUUGAGUGGAGGAAGACAGGACAAGGACACACUGUAGAAGAGAGCCAGAGAUCAAUAAUAAGGAAUGAUUAAAUGCAGAGAGGUGCAUAAACACACAUCUUUGUCUCCCUCCCCUCAGAGGGCGGGCCCUCCCUGAGGCUGAGCUCAUUGCUGAACAGAAAGUGUUCUGUGUGCAUGUUAUCAGCUACUGACUCAUGGAGGAAAGUACUGAUAUCAGUGAAAGGAGUAGAAGGAGACGUGAAACAGCUGGGCUUAUAAAACUGCUGCGUCAUCUGUGUCGCAGUGAUAUCAUUUCAUGCUGAUGAAUGAUGCCACCCAGAGAUGCAGCAGACGAACAUCUCAGGAUCGUGAUGGUUGGGAAAACUGGAGCUGGGAAGAGUGCAGCAGGAAACAUCAUCUUAGAAAGAAGAGUUUUUAAAUCCACUUCAGCUUCAUCUUCAAUAACAGCAGAGUGUCAGAAGGAAACAUCAGAGUUUGGGGGUCAAACACUGGCUGUAGUUGAUACUCCAGGUCUGUUUGAUACCAAACUAUCUCAAGAGCAGGUGGUGAAAGAGAUCAGUAAGUGUAUCUCCUUUGCUGCUCCUGGUCCUCACGUGUUCCUGGUUGUGAUCCAACCAAACAGAUUUACCAAAGAAGAACAAGAAACAGUGAAAAUCAUUCAGAAGAUAUUCGGAGAUGAAGCAGCACGCUACACUAUGGCCUUGUUCACCCACGGAGACAAUCUGGAAGCAGAUGAAGUCAGUGUAGAAGAUUUAAUCGAUGGAAAUAAAGAACUCAGUGACUUCAUCAGUCAGUGUGAGGGAGGAUAUCAUGUUUUUAACAACAGAGAAAAGGAUCCCUCUCAGGUCAAAGAGCUGAUGAAGAAGAUCAACACAAUGGUUCAGAGAAAUGGAGGAAGCUGCUACAGCAAAGAGAUGUUUGAAGAAGCUGAGAAAGCAAUAAAAGCAGAAAUGGAUCGACUCCUGGAAGAAAAUCCAGAGAUGUCAGAAGAAGAAGCCAGAAGACGGGCAGAAAGAGAAAACGAGUACAUCAGGGCUUGUGGGAUAGGGGCGAGCGUUGGAAGUGUCUUAGGCCCAUUGGGAGCAGCAGUGGGAGCAGCAGUGGGAGCAGGAGUGGCAGCUGUAGUUGUAGCACUGAAACAUGCAUGUGCCAUACAGUGAAGGUGAAGAAUGAAGAUUCAUCAUCUACAUAUUUCCACCUCAGAGUUGGUACAUAUGAGUUGGUAUGCAGACGACUCAGCACUAUACUCAAAAUUAACUCAGUGGAAUAGAACAGAAAUAUAUCCCACUAUUAUAAAUACACAGCAUUAUAUGGCCAUAUCAGACCUAUAAUGGAAAAAUUCUAGUUAACCCUCACAUGUAGAUUUAGGUGGUUAGAACUUCACUGCAUGAUUUUGCACAGCUAUGCAUGUUUAGAUGGCUGAGAAUAAAAGAGGAGCUGAGACGCCCCAGAGUUGACUGUGAACUGUGAUGUUUGAUGUGUGUCUGUUCUCCUGUGAGUAGUAAGAAAUACUUUGACCGCAGCUCUUUCUGUGUUGCAGACUUCAGUUACAAAAUUCCACGACAGAAUGCAAACAGCUUGUUGAUUGGAUGAGAAUCUUGGAGCUGCAUGAGCAAAUGUAACUAUGUUCACUAAUAAAGGUCAUGUUUUCAGUGUGUUUCCAUUUAUGCAUAAAUCAAUACACUUGUGAUGUAAAUGAGUAUAGUAAUGUAAAUGUAGUCCUCUUGCAUACUGAA